UUUCAGACUAAUUUAAAACUGCUUGCCUGGGCUGGAUUCCUAUAUUGCUUAAUAUGGAGUGGAUUUGCACAGCAAGGUGGAAGUGACUGCAUAAAAGCCAAUGCAAAAUCAUGUGGUGAAUGUAUACAAGCAGGACCAAACUGUGGUUGGUGUAAAAAAAAUGACUUUUUGCAAGAAGGAGAACCAACGUCUGCCCGAUGCGAUGACUUGGCAGCAYUAAAGAGUAAAGGCUGCCCUAUAGAAGAUAUAGAAAAUCCAAGAGGUAGUAAACAGGUGCUUGAAGAUAGAGAGGUAACAAAUCGUAAGAUAGGUGCUGCAGAGAAGCUGAAACCAGAAGCCAUUACACAGAUCCAGCCACAAAAAUUAGUACUGAAGCUAAGAGUUGGGGAACCUCAAACAUUUUCAUUAAAAUUUAAGAGAGCUGAAGAUUACCCUAUAGAUCUCUAUUAUCUUAUGGACCUCUCCUAUUCCAUGAAAGAUGAUUUAGAGAAUGUGAAAAGUCUAGGAACUGCUCUGAUGUUUGAAAUGGAAAAAAUCACYUCAGACUUUCGAAUUGGCUUUGGYUCUUUUGUGGAGAAAACUGUGAUGCCCUAUAUAAGUACAACACCAGCCAAACUCAGAAACCCUUGUACAGGUGAUCAGAACUGUACAAGCCCGUUUAGCUAUAAAAAUGUCCUGAGCCUUACCAGUGAAGGAAAUAAAUUCAAUGAGCUUGUAGGCAAACAGCACAUUUCUGGUAAUUUGGAUUCCCCUGAAGGUGGCUUUGAUGCAAUAAUGCAAGUUGCAGUUUGUGGAGAACAAAUCGGAUGGAGAAAUGUUACCAGGCUGUUGGUGUUUUCCACGGAUGCUGGGUUUCACUUCGCAGGAGAUGGUAAACUGGGUGGAAUCGUUUUACCAAAUGAUGGGAAAUGUCAUCUGGAAAAUAAUGUGUACACAAUGAGCCACUAUUAUGAUUAUCCCUCUAUUGCUCACCUGGUACAGAAGCUUAGUGAGAACAAUAUUCAGACAAUUUUUGCUGUUACUGAAGAGUUCCAGGCAGUUUACAAGGAACUGAAAAAUCUAAUACCAAAAUCAGCAGUAGGAACAUUGUCUUCAAACUCCAGCAAUGUGAUUCAGCUGAUCAUAGAUGCCUACAAUUCCCUUUCUUCAGAGGUUAUCCUGGAAAACAAUAAGCUACCAAAAGGAGUGACAAUCAGUUAUAAAUCUUACUGCAAGAAUGGUGUGAACGACACACAAGAAGAUGGAAGAAAAUGUUCUAACAUUUCAAUCGGAGAUGAGGUUAAAUUUGAGAUCAGCGUAACAGCUAAUGAGUGUCCAACGAAUGGACAAAAUGAAACAAUUAAAAUUAAGCCACUGGGUUUCACCGAGGAGGUGGAGAUUAAUCUGCAGUUCGUCUGCGAAUGUCAGUGUCAGAGCGAGGGAGAGGCCAACAGUCCGGCCUGCCACGAAGGAAACGGAACGUUUGAAUGUGGCGCGUGCAGAUGUAACGAAGGGCGUAUUGGAAGACUCUGCGAAUGCAGCACAGAUGAAGUAAACAGUGAGGAUAUGGAUGCGUACUGCAGGAGGGAGAACAGUACGGAAAUCUGCAGCAACAACGGAGAGUGCAUCUGUGGCCAGUGCGUGUGCAAGAAGAGGGAGAACACCAAUGAAGUGUAUUCUGGCAAAUACUGCGAAUGCGAUAACUUCAACUGUGACCGAUCCAAUGGCUUGAUUUGUGGAGGGAAUGGUAUCUGCAAGUGCCGAGUGUGCGAGUGCUUCCCCAACUUCACCGGCAGCGCUUGCGACUGCUCCCUGGACACGCAGCCCUGUAUGGCCUCCAACGGGCAGAUCUGCAAUGGGAGAGGAACCUGCGAGUGCGGAACCUGUAACUGCACAGACCCCAAAUUCCAAGGCCCCACUUGCGAAAUGUGCCAGACUUGCCUUGGUGUGUGUGCAGAGCACAAGGACUGCGUUCAGUGCCGAGCCUUCGACAAGGGCGAGAAGAAGGAAACGUGUGCCCAGGAGUGCAUGUACUUCAACAUGACGCGGGUGGAAAGCCGGGACAAGCUGCCGCAGCCCGGGCAGCCSGACCCGCUCUCGCACUGCAAGGAGAAGGACGUCGACGACUGCUGGUUCUACUUCACCUACUCGGUCAACUCCAACGGCGAAGCCAACGUGCACGUGGUGGAGACCCCAGAAUGCCCCAGCGGCCCUGACAUCAUCCCCAUCGUAGCCGGCGUGGUCGCGGGAAUAGUCCUCAUCGGACUUGCGCUCUUGUUGAUCUGGAAGCUCCUCAUGAUCAUUCACGACCGAAGAGAGUUCGCRAAGUUCGAAAAGGAGAAGAUGAAUGCCAAGUGGGACACGGGUGAAAAUCCUAUUUACAAGAGUGCAGUGACGACCGUGGUCAAUCCUAAGUAUGAGGGAAAAUGAGCACUGCUUGUGUAACUUCACAACACUGUAUGCAGCAUAGCAAUUUUUGUAGUCACAGUAAGAUAGAUUUAGGGCAAACUGCAGUGAUUUUACUAAUUCAUUACAUAUAGGUUUGUUUUCCUGUGCAGGUUUUGAAAAUGUACCAUAUGUAAUUUUUAAUUUUUUUUUUUUUUUUUUGCAAAUAAAAAAAAUCAGUGCCAGGGUCUGACAAAAAAAGAGAAAAAACUUGAGACUGCAGCUUCGUGAGCUAAGGUCACAUGGUGCCUUUUUGAUAUUUUUUUCCUCCUAUGCUGUGAAUCGAGGUCUUCUACAGGACAUGGUACUGCUGUGACAUGUCUGGGAGGGAGCUGGUUAAAGCAAUCAGUAUGAGGGCUCUGCCUAGCCCUUUAGUGUUAAAAUUUUAAGCUUUACAGGGAAAUCAGGGCUUGAGUUUGCAGACCUAAUUAAACUCACUUAGUAGGGAGCUCAUGAAUAACUGGUCUUCUACUUGCUAGAUGUGAUUCGGUGUAUAGUAAGUUGGGAAAGUUGGAAGAGAGCAGUGUAAAUUGCUGAAAGGGGGGGCGCCUGCUUCACUUGCUUAAUGCCAGAUUACGGUCGAAUGAAAGGUGUUGGGAAGAGUUUUAAGAAAGUAAAAAACAGCUUUAAUAACCUCUGCCAUUACGGAAACAGUUGCUGACUGGCAACUUGCUUAGUUUUCCUUUGUAAAUUCAAGUCCUGGGUGGCAGUAUCAUGAAGUGCUUCACCAAGACAUCCUCAGAACACAUAAGGGCCUUAUUUCAUACCAUGUCUGUCUUCUUUAAGAGUUCCUUGGUUUAAAGCCUGGUGCUUUGGCACCAUUCUAAUCUUUUAAUGUAUGUGGUUGCAAUUCUUUGUGUAAUAUUUUUGUAUCAACACAAGCUUUUUUUUUUCCUUUUUGACAGUCUUAGCUGUAAAUUUGCCUUUACCCUGUAGCUAAGAUUGCAUAGUUUGUCAUGUGCCAUGAGUCACAUUUUUUUGACAUGUGCCAUGUAUAUUUGCCUUUGACCAUUCAAAUUGCCUGAUAGUCAUAUCCUU
Molecule: messenger RNA, 3462 nt
Organism: Nothoprocta perdicaria
Lineage: Eukaryota; Metazoa; Chordata; Aves; Tinamiformes; Tinamidae
Gene: ITGB1
Product: integrin subunit beta 1
Exons: 15
Coding region: 454-2409 (651 amino acids)
Biological process (GO): cell adhesion mediated by integrin; integrin-mediated signaling pathway; cell migration
Cellular component (GO): integrin complex; cell surface; focal adhesion
Molecular function (GO): fibronectin binding; C-X3-C chemokine binding; integrin binding
Source: RefSeq, a predicted model, not a curated record